CACUAUUUCUCGAACGCAGUUUAACCUACCUCCAGAACUUGACGUUUGUCUCGUGACAUUAUUGGGAAAUAUUUAGCUAUAAUGCUUUUUAUGAAUGUAUUGACUAAAUACAAUGUUUGAACAUUCAGUCAAAGUACCAAGACAUUACAAAAUCGCUGCAAAUAUCUUUAAGAAAGUCUCUACAGAAGGUGGAAGCGUUAAGUCUUUGUUAUACGACGACAAACUUCGGCAUUUUAGGACGAAUGUGCUUUUCGCACUUAUAACAGAAACAAUCAAACAUGCGGGUGACAUAGACAAAAUAUUUGAGAACAGUAAAAUAUUAGAAAACGAGACACGUUUAGACCCAUGGCUAGCCAAAAUUCUCACCGCAGAACUCCUGUUCGGCAAAAAGGCUUUACCUGGCAAAAGCAAGCCGGAGCAAACAGUCCUUUCAUACAAAGACCAGUUUGAGAAAUAUAUUUCUGACCAUCAAGAUGACUUGAAGACUGAAGUUGCGCCACGACCACGUUAUGUCCGAAUCAACACCAAUCUCCUUACAACAUCGGACGCAAUCAGAGCAUUCCAAGAUGAAGGCUACAAGUUCAUUCGCUGCACGUCAGGGUCCUAUGCCGACUACCUAGAACAGAUACAGAAACUCACAGAGUAUGACUUUACACAGGACUAUCACAUCAAGACCAUAUUCGUGUUUGCAGCGGGCACGAAGUUACAUGAACAUGAAUUGUACUUGGAGAAUAAAAUUAUUCUUCAAGAUAAGGCCACAGCGAUGGCUGUCCACCUGCUGGCGCCGCCGCCAGGGAGUGUCGUGUUGGACAUGUGUGCCGCCCCUGGCAUGAAGACCACUCAGCUGGCUGCUUAUAUGAGGAACAAUGGUCGCAUAUUUGCCGUCGAGAGGAAUGAAAAAAGGUAUCAAACGCUAAGUGAGUUCGUAGUAAGGACUGGAUCGACCUGCGUAGAGACGUUUCAUAAAGACUCUUUGGAGAUCAAGAGAGGUGACAUGGAUGAUGUUGAAUAUAUACUGCUGGACCCCAGUUGUUCUGGAUCAGGCAUGGACUUCUGCGUGCACAACUACAUAGAAAGCACACGACUAGCGAAGCUCACAUCACUCCAAGAGAAAUUCCUGAAACACGCUAUGAAUGCUUUUCCCAAAGUUAAAAGAAUAGUUUACAGCACCUGUUCUCUAUUCCCUGAAGAAAAUGAACGCGUGAUCACUAAUGUAGUUAAAACUUCUAGAACUAAAUGGAGAGUCCAAGAUGUCAAAGAGCUGUUAAAAGGACAGUGGAAUAAUGUUGGAUCUGGUAUGUACGGGAGUAUGGGAGCAAGAUGCAUGUAUGCAAAACCUGAUUCAGAUUUCACAACAGGAUUCUUCUUAGCCGUCCUUGAUAGAGAUCCAAAAGAUUUACAGAAGAGUUUAGAUGGUGAAAAAGCAGGCAAGAAAGAGAAGAAAUAUAAGGUUGAAAAUGGAAGCAGUGAUAGUGAAUUAUCUAGUAAAAAGACAAGGGACGUAGGUGAAGAAGUCAAUGGAGUUCAAAAUGACAUGGAGGUUGAGGAAACUAAGCCUAAGAAAAAGAAGAAGAAAGAUAAAGAGGCAAACGAAAAUACAGAACCUGAUUCUACUAAUGUAGACACAGAAUAUUCUACAGAAACGUCAACUAAAAAGAAAAAGAAACGCAAACAUGAUGAACCUCAACCAGUAACUCAAAUUAUAGAAGAAUUAAACGAAUUAGCUGUAGAAGAUGAAGCCCCAAAGAAAAAAAAGAAGAAAGAUAAGAAAAGAGAAGAGGAAAACACUGAAUCUCUUGUUGGAAAUAAUAUUGAAGAAGAUUCAGAAGUACCUAAAAAGAAGAAAAAGCGGAAAAAGGACUUAGAUAAGACUAUUGGUGAGGAAACGGAACUUACUGAAAAUCAAGUCAAGAAGAAGAAAUCCAAAAAGGAUGAUCAUGAAUUAUCCGAAAGCGUAAACACUGGAGAUACGAGUGAAGUCAGCGAAGCACCAAAAAAGAAAAAGAAGAAAAAUAAAGGUGAAUAGUAAAUUGUAAAUUGGUUACAUCAUGUGUACCGAAGUUUUUUUUACAUGUUAAUAAAUGAGUAUAAGAAUCA
Molecule: messenger RNA, 2097 nt
Organism: Trichoplusia ni (cabbage looper)
Lineage: Eukaryota; Metazoa; Arthropoda; Insecta; Lepidoptera; Noctuidae
Gene: Nsun5
Product: probable 28S rRNA (cytosine-C(5))-methyltransferase
Exons: 6
Coding region: 113-2026 (637 amino acids)
Biological process (GO): rRNA base methylation
Cellular component (GO): nucleolus
Molecular function (GO): methyltransferase activity
Source: RefSeq, a predicted model, not a curated record